Arxiozyma heterogenica is the source of this 1248-nucleotide messenger RNA. It is a transcript of the gene GPI8, whose product is annotated as GPI-anchor transamidase. The transcript has a single exon. Gene Ontology annotation, biological process: proteolysis; attachment of GPI anchor to protein. The coding region runs from base 1 to 1248 and encodes 415 amino acids. NCBI's taxonomy places the organism in Eukaryota, Fungi, Ascomycota, Saccharomycetes, Saccharomycetales, Saccharomycetaceae. Gene Ontology annotation, molecular function: GPI-anchor transamidase activity. The record is from RefSeq and is a predicted model, not a curated record. Gene Ontology annotation, cellular component: GPI-anchor transamidase complex.
AUGUGGUUUAGUUUGAAUAGAAGAUACAAAUGCAUAAAUACCUUUUUACUUCUAUUUCUGUUAGUAACUAAUCUCACAACAGUAUUGGCUACAAACUCUUCUCAUACAAAUAAUUGGGCAGUGUUAGUCUCUACAUCUAGAUUUUGGUUCAACUAUAGACACAUGGCCAAUGUUUUAAGUAUGUAUAGGACCGUGAAAAGAUUAGGAAUCCCAGAUUCCCAAAUUAUUUUGAUGUUAAGUGAUGAUGUUGCAUGUAAUUCAAGAAAUCUCUAUCCAGGCAGUGUGUUUAAUAACAAGGACCACGCUAUUGACCUAUAUGGUGAAUCAGUGGAAGUAGAUUAUAGAGGUUAUGAAGUCACAGUGGAAAAUUUUAUCAGAUUACUGACCGAUAGAUGGUCAGAAAACCAACCCAAAUCGAAGAGACUGCUAACUGAUGAAAAUUCUAAUAUUUUUAUUUACAUGACUGGACAUGGUGGGAAUGAUUUCCUUAAAUUCCAGGAUGCAGAAGAGAUCGCUUCUGAAGAUAUAGCUGACGCCUUUGCACAAAUGUAUGAAAAGAAAAGAUACAAUGAAAUAUUGUUCAUGAUUGAUACCUGUCAAGCAAACACAAUGUUUUCAAAGUUUUAUUCACCAAACAUCAUAGCUGUUGGAUCAAGUGAAAUCGAGGAGAGUUCAUAUUCACAUCAUUCAGAUGUAGAAAUCGGUGUAGCUGUUAUUGAUAGAUUCACAUAUUAUACUCUGGAAUAUUUAGAACAAAUAGAAAAGAAUUCUACUUUGACUUUGAAAGAUUUGUUUGAUUCAUAUACAUUUGAAAAAGUUCAUUCUCAUACUGGUGUCAGAACAGAUUUGUUUCAAAGAGAUAUCAAGGAUGUCUUAAUAACAGAUUUCUUCGGUAACGUUCAAAAUAUUAUACCCGAAGAUAAACUCUCAACAUCAUACCAAGAUAGUAUCAGUGACGAGAAAUUAAAUAGUGAUAUCAAAGCUUUAGUACAACUAGCUAUGGAUGCUAAAUUUAGAAGAAACCACAUAUCUAAAUCUAUAGAAAAUAAUCAUACAAAUGACAUGAAGUCAGAUAAUAAUAAACAACAAGUUAAAAAGUACAAAUUAAAAAAUAUUAGCAAAGAUAAUAAUCAGUUCUCGAAUACACAUAUUAGUAAUAAAACAGGUUUUGCUAAAAUUCAUCUUCUUCCUAUUAUUGUUGGUAUUAUUAUUUUAAUAGUGUCAAAUUCUUUAGGAAAGAAAAUUUGA